Messenger RNA from Ascoidea rubescens DSM 1968, 468 nucleotides. RefSeq names its product zinc finger CCCH domain-containing protein. NCBI's taxonomy places the organism in Eukaryota, Fungi, Ascomycota, Saccharomycetes, Ascoideales, Ascoideaceae. The transcript has a single exon. Bases 1 to 468 code for a protein of 155 amino acids. The record is from RefSeq and is a predicted model, not a curated record. Gene Ontology annotation, molecular function: metal ion binding.
AUGAAUGAGUAUUCAAACAAUCCUAGGACCAACCUUGAUAAUUAUCAAUUUUUAAAUUAUUCAUUACUCAAUGAGAUUGAUAAUUUGUCAAAAUAUACACCAGUUUGUGAUUCCAAGUUUACUUACAAUCACAAUUUUACUUACCAUCCUAAUCCUGAUCCUGAUCCUAAUUCUAAUCCUAAUUACAAUACCAAUCACAACUGCAACCACAGUCACAACCACACUGAUAAUGUCAAUCACAAUAUGAUUUAUUACAAGAAAAAAAACUUCUUGUACAAAACUGCAAUUUGCAUUUCAUAUUUCACUGGUCAACAAUGCAGAUUUGGCAGCUUUUGCAAUUAUGCCCAUUCGUUGGACAAAAUUCGACCCAUCAAUGUUCCGUGUGGAUAUAAAACCAAGUUAUGUUGCAACGAAUACACAUAUCUCUGCAAUUUCAAACAUUGUUUUUAUCUUCACUACGAUGAGUGA